Molecule: messenger RNA, 4539 nt
Organism: Drosophila persimilis
Lineage: Eukaryota; Metazoa; Arthropoda; Insecta; Diptera; Drosophilidae
Gene: Ptp10D
Product: tyrosine-protein phosphatase 10D
Exons: 10
Coding region: 1-4539 (1512 amino acids)
Biological process (GO): protein dephosphorylation
Molecular function (GO): protein tyrosine phosphatase activity; protein binding
Source: RefSeq, a predicted model, not a curated record
AUGGCACCCGAUCCACCAUCGAAUCUGUCAGUGCAGGUGAGGAGCGGCAAGAAUGCCAUCAUCCUGUGGUCCCCGCCCACCCAGGGCAGCUAUACGGCAUUCAAGAUCAAGGUGCUGGGCCUGUCAGAGGCCUCGAGCAGCUUCAACCGCACCUUCCAGGUGAACGACAACACAUUCCAGCACAGCGUGAAGGAACUGACGCCCGGCGCCACCUACCAGGUGCAGGCCUACACGAUCUACGAUGGCAAGGAGUCGGUGGCCUAUACGAGCCGAAAUUUUACCACAAAGCCCAACACGCCGGGGAAAUUCAUUGUCUGGUUCCGUAAUGAGACGACGCUGCUGGUGCUGUGGCAACCGCCAUAUCCCGCCGGCAUUUAUACGCACUACAAGGUCUCCAUCGAGCCGCCGGACGCCAACGACAGCGUCCUCUAUGUGGAGAAGGAGGGCGAGCCCCCGGGACCGGCGCAGGCGGCCUUCAAGGGUCUGGUGCCGGGCAGAGCCUACAAUAUCUCAGUGCAGACAAUGUCCGAGGACGAGAUAUCGCUGCCGACGACAGCCCAGUAUCGAACAGUGCCGUUGCGUCCGCUGAACGUUACCUUUGACCGGGACUUUAUCACCUCCAAUUCGUUCCGGGUGCUCUGGGAGGCCCCCAAGGGGAUAUCGGAGUUCGACAAGUACCAGGUGUCGGUGGCCACCACCCGCCGCCAGUCGACGGUGACACGCAGCAACGAGCCGAUCGCGUACUUUGACUUCAGGGACAUUGCCGAGCCCGGCAAGACGUUCAACGUGAUCGUGAAGACGGUGUCGGGAAAGGUAACCUCAUGGCCAGCCACGGGGGAUGUGACGCUGCGUCCGUUGCCGGUUAGGAAUCUGCGAAGCAUCAACGAUGACAAGACCAACACGAUGGUCAUCACGUGGGAGGCGGAUCCGGCCAGUACACAGGAUGAAUAUCGCAUUGUAUACCACGAGCUGGAGACCUUCAAUGGCGACACCAGCACCCUGACCACGGAUCGGACACGCUUCACCUUGGAGAGCCUCCUGCCCGGCCGGAACUACUCUCUCUCCGUUCAGGCCGUGUCCAAGAAGAUGGAAUCGAAUGAAACCAGCAUCUUUGUGGUCACACGACCCUCUUCGCCCAUCAUUGAGGAUCUGAAGAGCAUUCGCAUGGGUCUGAACAUCAGCUGGAAAAGCGACGUCAACUCAAAGCAGGAACAGUACGAGGUCUUGUACUCGAGAAACGGGACGAGCGAGGUGCGAACUCUCAUCACCAAGGAGUCGCGGCUGGUUAUCAAGAAUCUGCAGCCGGGCGCGGGCUACGAACUGAAGGUCUUUGCCGUCAGUCAUGAGCUGAGGAGCGAGCCGCAUGCCUACUUCCAGGCCGUCUAUCCCAAUCCACCGCGCAACAUGACCAUCGAAACGGUGCGCAGCAAUUCAGUUUUGGUCCAUUGGUCGCCCCCAGAGAGCGGAGAGUUUACGGAGUACUCGAUACGCUAUCGGACGGACAGCGAACAGCAGUGGGUGCGCCUGCCCAGUGUCCGUUCAACGGAGGCGGACAUCACCGACAUGACCAAGGGCGAGAAGUACACCAUUCAGGUGAAUACCGUCAGCUUUGGCGUCGAGAGUCCUGUGCCCCAGGAGGUAAACACGACAGUGCCCCCGAAUCCCGUCUCGAAUAUCAUCCAACUGGUGGACUCGCGCAACAUUACGCUGGAGUGGCCCAAGCCGGAGGGACGAGUGGAGUCGUACAUUCUGAAAUGGUGGCCCAGCGACAAUCCCGGUCGUGUCCAGACCAAAAAUGUCUCCGAGAAUAAGUCGGCUGAUGAUCUGUCCACAGUGCGUGUGCUCAUUGGCGAACUGAUGCCGGGCGUGCAGUACAAGUUUGAUAUACAGACAACAUCGUAUGGCAUCCUUUCGGGUAUCACCAGCCUCUAUCCGCGCACAAUGCCGCUCAUUCAGUCGGAUGUGGUGGUGGCCAAUGGCGAGAAGGAGGACGAACGGGAGACGAUCACCCUGAGCUAUACGCCCACACCGCAGUCCUCAUCGAAGUUCGACAUCUAUCGCUUCUCGCUGGGCGAUGCCGAGAUCAAGGACAAGGAGAAGCUGGCCAACGAUACGGACCGAAAGGUUACCUUCACAGGCUUGGUGCCGGGACGCCUGUACAACAUCACCGUAUGGACGGUGAGCGGCGGUGUGGCCAGUCUGCCCAUUCAGCGGCAGGAUCGCCUCUAUCCAGAGCCCAUUACCCAGCUGCAUGCCACCAAUAUCACGGACACAGAGAUCUCGCUGCGCUGGGACCUGCCCAAGGGCGAGUACAAUGAUUUCGAUAUUGCCUACCUCACGGCCGACAACCUGCUGGCCCAGAACAUGACCAUACGGAAUGAUAUCACGAUCAGCGAUCUGCGGCCGCAUCGUAACUACACCUUCACGGUGGUGGUGCGCUCCGGCACAGAGUCGUCGGUGCUGCGCAGCAGUUCCCCGCUCUCGGCGAGUUUCACCACCAACGAGGCCGUGCCCGGACGUGUGGAGCGUUUCCAUCCGACUGAUGUCCAGCCCAGCGAGAUCAAUUUCGAGUGGUCGCUGCCGUCCAGCGAGGCCAACGGAGUGAUCCGACAGUUUUCGAUUGCGUACACGAACGUCAACAAUCUGACGGAUGCCGGCAUGCAGGACUUUGACUCCGAGGAGUCCAUCGGUGUGAUCAAGAACCUUAAGCCCGGCGAGACGUACGUCUUCAAGAUACAGGCCAAGACGGCAAUUGGCUUUGGGCCGGAGCGGGAGUACAGGCAAACGAUGCCCAUAUUGGCGCCACCACGACCCGCCACCCAGGUGGUGCCCACGGAAGUGUAUCGCAGCUCGUCCACGAUACAGAUCCGUUUCCGCAAGAACUACUUCUCCGAUCAGAACGGACAGGUGCGCAUGUACACGAUCAUUGUGGCCGAGGAUGAUGCCAAGAAUGCCUCUGGGCUGGAGAUGCCCAGCUGGCAUGACGUCCAGUCGUACAGCGUGUGGCUGCCCUAUCAGGCCAUCGAUCCGUACUAUCCGUUUGAGAAUCGAUCUGUGGAGGACUUCACCAUUGGCACCGAGAACUGUGACAAUCACAAGAUCGGCUACUGCAACGGACCCCUGAAGUCUGGCACCACAUAUCGCGUGAAAGUGCGCGCCUUCACGGGACCCGACAAGUUCACGGACACCGCCUAUAGUUUCCCCAUUCAGACAGAUCAGGACAACACCUCAUUGAUUGUGGCCAUCACUGUGCCACUGACCAUUAUUCUGGUGCUGCUUGUGACGUUGAUGUUCUAUAAGCGACGGCGCAACAAUUGCCGCAAGACCACCAAGGACUCGCGGGCCAACGACAACAUGUCCCUGCCGGAUAGCGUUAUCGAACAGAACCGUCCCAUUCUGAUCAAGAACUUUGCGGAGCACUAUCGUCUGAUGUCCGCCGACUCGGACUUCCGUUUCAGCGAGGAGUUCGAGGAACUGAAGCAUGUGGGUCGCGACCAGCCAUGCACUUUUGCGGAUUUGCCCUGCAAUCGUCCAAAGAACCGAUUCACCAACAUCCUGCCCUACGAUCAUUCACGCUUCAAGCUCCAGCCCGUGGACGACGACGAGGGCUCCGACUACAUCAACGCCAACUAUGUGCCCGGCCACAACUCGCCGCGCGAGUUUAUUGUCACCCAGGGACCGCUGCACUCGACGCGGGACGACUUCUGGCGCAUGUGCUGGGAGAGCAACUCGCGGGCGAUCGUGAUGCUGACCCGCUGCUUCGAGAAGGGCAGGGAGAAGUGCGAUCAGUACUGGCCCAACGACACGGUGCCGGUCUUUUACGGUGACAUCAAGGUCCAGAUCCUGAACGACAGUCACUAUGCCGACUGGGUGAUGACCGAGUUUAUGCUCUGCAGAGGCAGCGAGCAGCGCAUUUUGAGGCACUUCCACUUUACCACUUGGCCCGACUUCGGGGUGCCAAAUCCUCCCCAAACGCUGGUGCGUUUCGUGCGCGCCUUCCGUGAUCGAAUCGGGGCCGAGCAGCGACCGAUUGUGGUCCACUGCAGUGCUGGCGUUGGUAGAUCGGGCACCUUCAUCACACUGGAUCGCAUACUCCAGCAGAUCAAUACCUCCGACUACGUGGACAUCUUUGGCAUCGUCUAUGCCAUGCGAAAGGAGCGCGUUUGGAUGGUCCAAACGGAGCAGCAGUACAUCUGCAUCCACCAGUGCCUGCUGGCGGUGCUCGAGGGCAAGGAGAACAUUGUGGGUCCUGCGCGGGAGAUGCACGACAACGAGGGCUACGAAGGACAACAAGUGGUGCAGCUGGACGAGAACGGAGAUGUGGUGGCCACCAUUGAGGGCCAUCUCUCGCAUCACGAACUGCAGCAGGCCGAGGCGGAGGCCAUUGACGAUGAGAACGCGGCCAUACUGCACGACGAUCAGCAGCCGCUCACCAGCAGCUUCAUUGGCCACAAAAGCCUCAAUCUGCCCACAACCACAUCGAUGAGCUCCUUCGGCGGCGGGGCUGGCAACAAUCUGACGGAUGGCCCGGACAGAUGA